Vespula pensylvanica (western yellowjacket) is the source of this 1923-nucleotide messenger RNA. Its product is annotated as cilia- and flagella-associated protein 69-like. Gene Ontology annotation, biological process: positive regulation of flagellated sperm motility. The record is from RefSeq and is a predicted model, not a curated record. Lineage: Eukaryota; Metazoa; Arthropoda; Insecta; Hymenoptera; Vespidae. Gene Ontology annotation, cellular component: non-motile cilium; sperm midpiece. The transcript has 5 exons. The coding region runs from base 1 to 1677 and encodes 558 amino acids.
AUGAUCGAACUGAACAUCUUAUCACCAAUACUUGGCUUCAUUGAUUUGAACUCGCAGUCUGUUUGGAGUCCACCUCAAUUCUGGCAUCUUUUCGAGCAUGCAAUAUUUACUUUGAUCGUACUUGCACCGAAACUACCCCGGGAAUUUAUUAAAUACGAUGGAACCGAAAAAUUCUCCUAUUUUUCGGUGAGCCAAAUUUUUCGAUGGACCAUUCCCGAUAGAGUAAUAACAACUCUGAGGAAUAUUCUAACGCCAUUUCUAGACAUUAUCGAUUGUAUUCUACAUAACGAUAAAUUAACCAUCGAACAUCAGAGAAUUCUUACGAUACUAUUCAUCAGUGCAGACGAAAUAAUUAGAGGAAAAGCAGACCUUCAAUUGUUGUACGGAUACUACAAUAUAAGAAUUACUCAACAAUUGUUAAACAAAUAUCUUCAUCAUCGAAAAGACGAUGAUAUGGAUCAGCGUCUCUUGCUAGCGAUUGGUUCCUAUAUUUGGGGAUCUAUAGUACCAUGUGCAAUAUAUUUGAAGGAGUUUGUCAACGAGAGUAUGAUCUACGCUAUAAUCGACGUGAUCGAUAUCGCAUCUUCUCCUGUCAGAUGUUUAUUUCUCGGUCUAUUAACAGAUAUUUGUGAAAAUAUCUUUUGUGGUCAUUAUCUAUGUACUUGGCGUGGUGUGGAUAAGAACAAAGGAUUUAUUUCCUUGCUGGCGAUGAUUUGGAGAGAAGAGGAAAGAGAAAUCGGUGUGAAGAAACGAUUGGAUGGCUCGAUCGCAGGUGAAUCUCGAAGAUCGAUCGUUGACGAGCAAUUCUUCACGUACGAUCUUUUUUAUUUGUACACAGACACCGAAUUACCUCAGAUGGGUCUCAAACAAUGGUUAGGAACUUAUCAUAACAAACUUAGCCACGAAGUUAGUCCUGCGAUGAUCGACUUGAUUGGCUCGUCUAGAUCCAAGAUUUAUGCUCUUCGUCAAAUUAUCGAGAGAUAUGGAGAACAAUAUCAGAUGGCUAAAGAUCAUUACAAGAUUCUAAUCAAUGAUUUAUCCAUCGAAGAUAGCAUUACAAUGUCCACUGCGAAUCUUUACUUUCAAUUAAAAAUUGGACAGACUUGGAUCGAGAUCAUCAAGUAUUUAGCUCAGCUAGGUGUUACACCAUUAGGAAUGGACGGUCAACUUAUGUUUCUAAUGUCGCAAAGAUAUCAUUCCUGGGGUCUUUUUAUUCAGGAACGUCAAAAUAAACUUAAUGCCGCUGCUAAGAACAGCGAAGAAAUCAAGGAAAAGGACGAAUACGCUAGAAUUCGUGAUUCGUUGCUAGCACCAACGUUCGAUGCUCUGGACGAGAUCGAGUAUAUUCGUAGAACAACCGAUAGAUUUUACAUGUUACGAAAAAAGACUAUUCAAAAUCAACAGGUGAACACGUGUCUUAGUUUUCCUUCGAUCGCUGAUAUCAUACAGUGUCAUAGAACGUUUCAAGAUAACGUUAAUGUUACGGCAGUUUUCAAUCAGCAUCUUCAUCUUAUCGGUAAAGUUACAGUCGAUCCCGACACCGAUCUAACGCUACCCUCGCCUAUUUCUCCAGAAGAUUUGUCCUUGUGGAUGAAUUCUUCUUUCUACGACCUUUCCUUUUCAGAAGAUUUGUCUUGCGUAGAAAACUUGUCCUUUGAAAAUUCGGCUGUGGAAUGAAAGAGAAGACGGUUAAAAGCGCCCUCUACGUCAGUCGAAUUUGGAAGCUUUCUUCUUUAUCGUUAAUAAGAAAUAGCACUUUAUCGACGUAAAGAAGAUAAUAAAGUAUCAUCGCUGUUUUACCCUCCUCGUUUCGAACUUCAUAAAUUUGGAUUAGUCCCUUCGUUUGCGUUGCUCAUAAUUGAUUCCAAGAGAAUACUUCUUCUCGUACAAAUGCGGAAGCUUUGAGCGUAGCAAAUAGUAAUU